Mesorhabditis spiculigera is the source of this 1698-nucleotide messenger RNA. NCBI's taxonomy places the organism in Eukaryota, Metazoa, Nematoda, Chromadorea, Rhabditida, Rhabditidae. The record is from the annotation of a GenBank genome assembly.
AUGCUACUCCCAGUCCCCGUUUCAAGACCGUGGUACCACGACGAGAACACCUUCCCGUUUGCCAAUCUCCCCUCAAAAUCCACUUUGCUGAAAUGCUCAAGCGUGGCGUCGACAUCCAACGACUCGGAAAAUGAGUGGGACUCGCCGAGCUACACGCCUUCCGCCAGAGCACUCGGUCGACUUUUUGCGCCUCAUGACUUCGAUAUUCUCGAAUCUCUUGGAGAGGGUUUCUUCAGUUUCGUGCACAAGAUACGGGUGCGGACGACCGGCGAGCUGUUCGUCUUGAAGGUGGCGAAAGGAGGAGGCAGUCGACGGGACGAGCAUACGACAAUCGCCCGCGAGAUGUCAAUCCUUAGACGACUCUCUCAUCAUAGCGUCCUCGGGCUACGCGGCGUCUGCGUCGAAAGGAGCAAAUUUGGCUGGGAUGUGCACCUUCUGACAGACUAUUGCGACGGCGGCAGCUUGCAACGGGUGCUACUCGAUGCCCAGCGCCCAAUGAGAUGGGCUGAGCGAAUUGCGUACGCGAUCGACAUCUCAGAUGCGCUUGACCAUCUGCAUUCGAGACGUAUCAUCCACCGCGAUCUCACCAGCAUGAAUGUGCUGCUUCGGAAGCGUGUAAACGGCCCUCAGAAUCCACCAUCCUGGGACCGCGCAAUAGUGUCCGAUUUUGGUCUUUCUUGCGAAUUCCCGCGCGAUGAUGAGAUCCUACCGCAAGUGGGAACAACGUACUAUAUGUCGCCGGAAUGCCUCAACGAGAAGUACUACAACCAGCAAACGGACGUCUUCUCCUACGGUCUCAUUCUGUGCCAACUGAUAGCCCGUAUUGAUGCGGACCCCGAAUGUGGCCUGCAUAGGACCAAGAACUUUGGGCUCAAUUAUGUUCGAUUCGCCACCUAUUGUCCGCCCGAUACGCCGUUGAGCCUUCUGAAAUUGGCAUUCAGUUGCUGUCUGAUGAAUCCAGACUCAAGGCCGUCUUUCGAAAAAAUAAGUCGAGAAUUGGAGCAGAUGAAACUCUCGCGACCGCCCUCGCCUGGAAUCCUUCGCAAGCUGCAAGCAAAUGCUCGAGUUACAAGAUCUCGUUCGGAUGCGGCGCUAAGACGUGCCCCAUCUUUGCGCCUUCGUGGUUCAAAAGCUGCCUGUCUCGCGACGCGCUGUAUUUACCCUGUCUCGGAAGGGGUGCCAAUAUCAAAACCACCAACGACAUCUGCGGUCGAAGAAUUGGCGCGGAAUUUCGUCCCCGAGCGGUCGACAGAGCAAAUGGAGUCGUCCGGAAAUCCGUUUCUCACUGAUGAACGGUUCCGCGAGCGGAAGUUGGUCGGUCCGCAUCGUUGUCGGAUGAGUAGUAGCAGCACGGGUGCGAUGCAAUCAUCCCUGCGGCAAUUGAUCCGCCGGUGUGCGUCGCUACCUACAGGCAUUGAACAGCUGCUGCCGUUGGAUGAAGACGACAACUUCGCCCCCGUUGAGGAGGGAAGCGGUCCUGGGGCGAUUCCGAUGGCAUUUAGGGACUCCGAUAUGGUGUUCAUGGAUCGGGCGAAGCCUGUAUGCAGAAAGGGCCAUCUGGAAAUUCAGCCUGGCCACCACACCACCCACAGCCACCGGUUCUGGGAAGCCCAGACAGCAGCGUCCGCUCCGCAGGCCAUGACUCCAACAGACUCCUCCAUAACAUCUCCAGUGGUAUUGCAAGGGUGGUUUACGCAA